Molecule: messenger RNA, 671 nt
Organism: Aureobasidium uvarum
Lineage: Eukaryota; Fungi; Ascomycota; Dothideomycetes; Dothideales; Saccotheciaceae
Source: the annotation of a GenBank genome assembly
CCAUGGCCGACGACGAGACUAGACGCGAAACCUCCAGACUGUGGCGCGUCUGGAAGACGACCAAGCAGCUGUGCUACGACAGACCGAAGAUGAACUCGAUGUCUCCCUCGACCAAUUCCGCGACCAGUGCGGCGACGGCAGCGGCCAGGUCAACAAAAUCCAAGAUGAACUUCCAAGCCCGCCCCUCAGAAGCCAUGCUCACAAAAUACACCGCCCUGCCCACAAAGUCCAACCCCAACCCCGAGCCCCAAAUCGGCACCAUCUACGUCGAGUUCAGCACAGAAGCCGCAAUCGGCAUCAAGCACCUGCGCAACUACGCCCAAUUCCUCAACGACCGCAACUUUUACUCUGGCAUCUACAUUACCAGUGCUUCCGUCACCACCAGCGCUCUCAAGCAAGCUGCAAAUCUGCCCAUCGGUAUCGAGGUCUUCCAAGAGACGGAUCUGCUGGUCAACAUCACCAAGCACGAGCUGGUGCCCAAGCAUAUCUUGUUGAGUCCGGAGGAGAAGAAGGCAUUGCUGGAUCGCUACAGAUUGAAGGAGACCCAGCUUCCCCGUAUUCGUGUCGAAGACCCUGUGGCCAAGUACCUCGGUCUGCGCAGAGGUCAGGUCGUCAAGAUUAUCCGAAAGUCCGAGACUGCUGGUCGUUAUGCCAGUUACCGCUGGUGCAUA